AUGAUCGAUGGCAAUGGUGGAGGUGGUGGUAGCGAAACCGACAUUAUCGGUAGCGCAUCCGAAAUAUUCAAAGAUCGUCUUUAUUUUGCUACAUUACGAAUAAAACCUAAAUCAACUGCAAAUACACAUUAUUUUUCUAUUGAUGAUGAAUUUGUUUAUGAAAAUUUUUAUGCUGAUUUUGGUCCACUUAAUUUGGCUGUAGUUCAUCGAUAUUGUACAAAACUAAAUAAAAAAUUAAAUAAUUCUACUUUAGCACAUAAACGAAUUAUUCAUUAUACAACAUUUGAUCCAAAGAAACGGGCUAAUGCAGCUUUUCUUAUUGCUACUUAUUCAAUCAUUUAUUUAAAACGAACGCCCGAAGAUGCAUAUAAACCAUUAGUAAGUGGUAUAAAUGCUGCCCAUCCAUUUUUACCAUUUCGAGAUGCAUCACUUGGUUCAUCAUCAUAUAAUCUUACCUUACUUGAUACAUUACAAGGUUUUUACAAGGCAAUGCUUCAUGGGUUUUUUGAUUUCGAAAAUUUUGACCUAGAUGAAUAUGAACAUUAUGAAAAAGUUGAAAAUGGAGAUUUAAAUUGGAUUGUACCUCGUAAAUUACUUGCUUUUUCUGGACCACAUGCAAAAAGUAAAAUAGAAAAUGGUUAUCCAUUACAUGCACCUGAAGCAUAUUUUACUUAUUUUCGUAAACGUAAUGUAUCAACAAUUGUACGUUUAAAUAAAAAAAUAUAUGAUUCUAAACGAUUUAUUGAUGCGGGUUUUGAUCAUUAUGAAUUAUUUUUUAAUGAUGGUAGUACACCCAGUGAUGCAAUUACAUUAAAAUUUUUAAAUAUUGUUGAACAAGCAAAAGGUGCUGUUGCCGUUCAUUGUAAAGCGGGUCUUGGUCGAACGGGUACUUUAAUUGGAGCAUAUUUAAUGAAACAUUAUAAAUUUACAGCAGCUGAAGUUAUUGCUUGGUUAAGAAUAUGUCGACCUGGAUCAGUUAUUGGACCACAACAAAAUUAUCUUGAAGAAAAGCAAGCAUGGCUUUGGUCAUUAGGUGAUACAUAUAGAAUUAAAGAUCGACCACGAUAUAUGUCAUAUUUUGGUACAAAUUCUUCUAUGGAUACAUUUGCUCAUCAUCCAUUUCGUUAUUCAAUCGGAGAUAAUAAUAAUAAUAAUACUAAUGAAGAAGAGAAUGAAGGUGAAAUAACACAAGGCGAUCGAUUAAAUGAAAUAAAAGCACGUCGUAUGCAACAUCAUCAUUCAACACCAUCACCAACUUGGGUUCCACCAAAUACGAAUGUAACAUCAAGUCUUACAUGUAAAUAUUGUAUUAAAACUUAUCAGUCAUCAUUGGCACUUAACAAACAUAUGAAAAAUCAACAUUCCGAUAAAAAUAAUCAUGCAAAUCAACAAUUAUCGAUAAAAUGUGAAAAAUGUAUGAACAACAAAAUAUUUUCAACAAAAAAAGCUCUACAAUUGCAUCAAAUUCGAAUGCAUGAUAACAAUAAUACUAUCGCCAUUGGUGAUGGUACCAAUAGAUUCAAUCCAUCAACAGCAUAUAAACGUGCUCAUACACCAUUGACUUCAACAGGCAGUAUGCCAGCUCAUGUUUCAUCAACAAUCAAUCCAUCAACUGGUAUACGUCGUAGUUAUGGACCAAUGUCAAAUACAUCUUCCAAUGUUAUAUCAAAUUCAAAUACACGUAAACCUCGUUCUUAUAUAUCAUCAGCAACAUCAAUAAUGAAAAAUCCAAUGUAUCCGAGUGGACGUUAUAUAAGUUCAAUAACCAAUAAUAAUAAUAAUAAUAUUGGAACAACAUUAACUGUAUCUGAUAGUGAUAAUCGUGAUCCAAUAUCAUCAGCUAUAUUAAAAGUUUCAUCAAGUCAACAACAUCGUGGUAAAUCACAAAUGACAAAUAAUAUUUCAUUACCUACUCAUUCUUAUUAUACACGAUCAAAAUCGUCCUAUUCCAAAUAUUAA
Messenger RNA from Rotaria sp. Silwood1, 1959 nucleotides. The record is from the annotation of a GenBank genome assembly. Lineage: Eukaryota; Metazoa; Rotifera; Eurotatoria; Philodinida; Philodinidae.